Molecule: messenger RNA, 4643 nt
Organism: Cavia porcellus (domestic guinea pig)
Lineage: Eukaryota; Metazoa; Chordata; Mammalia; Rodentia; Caviidae
Gene: Galnt15
Product: polypeptide N-acetylgalactosaminyltransferase 15
Exons: 10
Coding region: 924-2846 (640 amino acids)
Biological process (GO): protein O-linked glycosylation
Cellular component (GO): Golgi apparatus
Molecular function (GO): polypeptide N-acetylgalactosaminyltransferase activity
Source: RefSeq, a predicted model, not a curated record
CUUAGAGAUCAUCCUCUGGACCCCUCAUUUUCAGAAGGGCAAGGACAAUGGACCCCAGGGAGGGAAGGAGAGCCCAACCUAGCUUGGCAGUUUGACCAUGGGAGCUGCUGUGCAGACAGCUAGCUCUUCACAUCUGCGUCACACGCAGCCUUUCUGAGUCAGGAGGGAACACUCAUUCCUGCUCCUUUGAGUGGGGAAAGAAUUCUGCCUGUGAAUGAGACACAAAUCUGAACUCCUGGGACAUUCCUGUUUUGAUCCAGUUCUAGCAGUGACACUGUUGGGUUGUGCUAAGCUGGAACAGUGAGGGCAUUAGGACCAGGAGCAAGGCGGAUGCUUGGCUCCUGGUUGUGUCUGGCAGAGGGCUCUCCACUCAGCACAGCGAUGUGUGAAAGGAAAUCAGUCACUGCCUGCCGCCUUUACAUCUGUUGAUCUGAACUAACUUGAAGCGUCCAAACAGGACGGCUGUCAGCUCUGCUUGACUGAGAACCCGCCAGCUCACCCCAGCCAUCUCAUCCCUUUCUGGCUACUCUUGCAAAGUGGGGGAAGAGACACGUGGGACUAAACACCUGAGCAGAAUGGACUGCUUAUUUAUCCCAAGGAGAAAAAUGGGGCAAAGGGGAGGGGGCGAGCAAUUUAAUUUGAAGUCCCUGUAAACAGGUUUUCAGAAGGCAACUGAAGAAAUCCACUGAGAGGACCUAGGGUGGAACCGUGGUCCUGUGGCUUUCUGAUUUUAAGCUGAAGCAGGUCUUACACAGCUGUUGGCAAAUGUGAGAUGGGAGAAAAGGAGGAGGCUAAGUGAGAAGUAAAGAACUUCCAGGUGAAAGAAACAACUCAAGUGCUGCUGCAAGGCAGAGGAAAUGUGGAGCAGCAUAUGAGAAGGCAAUCUUGAACAUGACCUGUUGCAUUUGGCAAGUUGCAGCAACAUGCUCCUAAAGAAGCGAUACCGACAUGGACCGUGCAGACAUCAAUUCCUCCUGCUGCUCCUGAUGCUGGGAUGCCUCCUGAUGGUGGUGACCGUGUUGUAUCCUCCCCUUCCCACUCUGCACCAGGCUGUCACAACCCAAGCCAGCAAGCACAGCUCUGAAGCCGGGUACCAUCUGGACCUUGGGGAAUCCCAGGAAUGGGUACUGGGGAAUGAGGAGGAAGUGGAGGAGUAUGGCCUUCUGGAGGACCUGCCAUCCUUUAUCUCACUGCAGGAGGAUCAGCUUCUUAUGGCUGUGGCCUCACCCAGGGCCCGAAGGAAUCAAAGCCAGGGGAGGAGAGGUGGCAGCUACCGGUUCAUCAAGCAUUUGAGGAGGCAGAAUGAGGAAGCCCCAGACAGGGACUGGGGGACCAAGGAGGAGGAUGGGGAGGUGUCAGAAGAAGAGGAAUUGGGCCCACUUAACCUUGACUCACAAGGCCUCAACGAGGUACUCAGUGCCCACCUCCCCCUGCAGAGGGUCCUUCCAGAAGUGCGGCACCCACUGUGUCUUCAGCAGCAGCUGGGGGACAGCCUGCCCACUGCUAGCAUCAUCCUCUGUUUCCAUGAUGAGGCCUGGUCCACCCUUUUGAGGACGGUGCACAGCAUCCUUAAUACGGCACCCACGGCCUUCCUGAAGGAAAUUGUCCUUGUGGAUGACCUCAGCAAGCAAGGACAACUGAAGUCUGCUCUCAGCGAAUAUGUGGCCCAGCUGGAGGGUGUGAAAUUGCUCAGGAGCACUAAGAGGCUGGGUGCCAUCAGGGCCCGGAUGCUGGGUGCCACCAGGGCCACAGGGGAUGUACUGGUCUUCAUGGACACCCACUGCGAGUGCCACCCAGGCUGGCUGGAACCCCUCCUCAGCAGAAUAGCUGGUGACAGGAGUCGUGUGGUAUCUCCAGUCAUAGAUAUAAUUGACUGGAAGACUUUCCAAUAUUAUCCGUCCAAGGGGCUGCAGCAUGGAGUAUUAGACUGGAAGCUGGAUUUCUUCUGGGAGCCUUUGCCAGAGCAUGAACGGAUAGCCCUCCCGUCCCCCAUCAGCCCUAUCAGGAGCCCAGUAGUGCCUGGAGAGGUAGUGGCCUUGGACAGACGUUACUUCCAAAACAUUGGAGCUUAUGACCCUCUCAUGUCGCUGAGGGGUGGUGAAAACCUCGAAUUAUCCUUCAAGGCCUGGCUCUGUGGAGGCUCUGUUGAAAUCCUCCCCUGCUCACGAGUGGGGCAUGUCUACCGAAAUCAGGAAGCACGCUCUCCCCUUGAGCAGGAGGCCAUUCUGAGGAACAAGGUCCUCAUUGCUGAGACUUGGCUGGGGUCAUUCAAAGAAGUUUUCUACAGGCACAACCCAGAGGCCUUCACCUUGAACAAGGCUGAGAAGCCAGACUGCACAGAGCGCUUGCAGCUGCAAAGCAGACUGGGAUGUCGGACCUUCCACUGGUUUCUGGCCAAUAUCUAUCCCAGAAUGUACCCAUCUGAACACAGACCUAAAUUCUCCGGAAAGCUCCACAACUCUGGGCUUGGCCUCUGUGCAGACUGCCAAGCAGAAAGGGGCUUCCUGGGCUGUCCCAUGACACUGGCUCCUUGCAAUGACAGUAGGAAGCAACAGCACCUGGAGCACACCGGCAGGAAGGAGAUCCACUUUGGCAGCCCACAGCACCUGUGCUUAGAUAUCAAGAAAGAGCAGGUGGUUCUCCAGAACUGUACUGAGGAAGGCCCUGCCAUCCAUCAGCAGCACUGGGACUUCCAGGAGAAUGGAAUGAUUGUCCACAUUAUUUCUGGGAAAUGCAUGGAAGCUAUGGUUCAGCAGAACAAUAAAGAGUUGUUCUUGAGUCAGUGUGAUGGAAAAGCCAGCCAACUAUGGCAAUUUGAUGAAGUCCACCCUGUGGAUAAGCGAUGAAUCCCAAUGUCAGAAUAAAAAGAGAAUUUUGGUUACCACAAUUCUGCCCCAACAAAGUUAAAGAGCAUUUAUAUUUCUUGAAGCAGACCCUCCUGUGUGCAUCCUCCUGAUGAAGAGGGAGGAAGAAAGUUCACUGAAAGAAUAUGUCUCUCCUUCUCACAGUUUAUUUCAUUGACUUCUGGAAGCUUUAAAAAAGAAAAAAAAAUGGUUCAUUAUCUCUAUCAUCAGAGAUGAUCAUCAUGCAGCACAGAAAGUCUUCAAUUUUUUUUUUCCUAUAUAACAAUUGCUUUUACUUCUGACUAGAGGACGCCUGAACAUUGUCAGGCAACCCCCUCCAGGAUACAUCAAUCCAAUGGUUGAAUAUCAUUGUCUUCAAGGAGCCUUAACCUGGGUUGUCUAUGACUGACCAUGAAGAGAAUGCAAUAGCCUGACUUCUCAAAACCUUUGGAUUAGGUUUAUUAGGACAAAUUUCAUGUUCACUAGACGAACCACAAAAAGAAAGGGAAAGAAAGGGAAGAUACAGACAGCAAUAGAGUAUGGUAGGAGAUAUGAUGAAGGAAGUAUUGGCCCAACACUCCAGCUCAACCUAGCCAGCUGAAGAAUCAAUAGACUUGGGAUGACAUUCUUAGGAGAAUUUUCCUCAAAACUUUCUACCUCCAUUCACCUAACCUCACCCCUCUCUAGCUUGGCUAACCAUAGCCAGAUUCUUUUGCCAUACAUUUCUCUUUAGUCACUGGUGUCAGAAGGAUCCACACGAUUGAGAAUUCUCAUUAACAAAGGUAUUUACAGUUAAUAGACUGUAAUAGGCUGUAGGCAGUUAACAGUUCAUGAUGCUCUGUUACAGGGUACCCAUUGAGUUAACAAGAAAUAACAACUUUUGCAAGGGAGAUGUUAGAGUGUGAGCCAUCUCAUGAGAGAGAACUGAGUUGGGUCUUAAUGUCUAUGAGAUCAGAUAGGGCCAUCUGUGACUGUCUAAAUGUGUCUCCAGUUUCAGUGUUCACAAUUUCAGGAAAAAUAUACCUUAAUUAGAGCAAAACCAAGGUUAGAUAAAGCAGAAUGGUAUUCCUUGUUAUCUGGUCCAUCUCAUUGGCUAUAAGAGUUGCUGAGAAGGAUUGGUUCUGCUAUUGAGAAGAUCACAGUCAUGCCCAUUUCUCUUCCCCUUAAAGAUACUGAUCUCCUUUGUGCUGUCUCAGAACACAGUAUCUUUCAAAAAAAAAACUAGAUAGAAAGUGUGGGUUUCCAAAUAGUAGCUAUCAUAAUGUUGUAUUCAUGUUCCAUACACCACGUCAGUGGCCCACUGCAUUUCUCUGUCCUUGUAAUAUACCCUAGACCCGUGCUAGCUAAUGUGGUAGACAUAACCAACUGUGCUAUACUGAAUGGGAAUCCAAUACUAGGAAAAAUUUAAAGCAAUCCCUCAAUUGUGCUGACCCUAUCUCAAGACCUCAAUAGUAGUAUGUAGGUGAUAGUUGCUGUAUGGUAGAGCACAGUAUAGUACAUUUCACUGUCACAAACCCUCCUAUUGCAACAGCAUUAGAUUCCUAUCUAGAGAAGAAAUUUUAUCCACCAUCUUUUUGAUUCAAGCCUUUCUAUAUUUAAACAAUUCUUUUAACACAGCAAGGCUGAGAUGGAGCUAAAAAUUCUCAGAUAACAAACUUGUAAAGAGUUUUUGGUGGUUAAACAAUAAAAAUUAAAUAAGACCUCUGUUCUUUAAUGAACUUGAUUAUUGGCAUUGUGGGUAUUUGAAGUUGUUGGGACAAAUUAAUAUAAUUAAAUAAAAGGCUGAAUUCAAUUGUAUAA